Neoarius graeffei (lesser salmon catfish) is the source of this 6703-nucleotide messenger RNA. RefSeq names its product TGF-beta activated kinase 1/MAP3K7 binding protein 1 (gene tab1). Lineage: Eukaryota; Metazoa; Chordata; Actinopteri; Siluriformes; Ariidae. Gene Ontology annotation, biological process: protein dephosphorylation. Bases 303 to 1658 code for a protein of 451 amino acids. Gene Ontology annotation, molecular function: protein serine/threonine phosphatase activity. Gene Ontology annotation, cellular component: cytosol. The transcript has 11 exons. The record is from RefSeq and is a predicted model, not a curated record.
AUAAACCUGCAACCAUGAACAAUAUGGACGUGUUUGAGGAGGCUGUUUGUGUUAUUACACAUAUAUAAGACAAAUCAGGUCAACCUGUGAAGGCAAGCACUUGGUGUACAACCAGAAAUAAAAGCCUUCGAAUAUGCUGUAUACUGUUAUUAGUUGUGCUCGAUGGAUCUGGUACAGCUCUCUGAAAGUCUGAACGCUCCAGAUAGCACCAGAGCUGGACAGAUGACCUGCCGCUGUGCCAGCUGUGUGGCGUGGGCACGGCCCCAAACUGUGUGUACGGCUCCGACGACAAAAGCACCCAGAUGCACCCGAACGAGGACGGACACUUCCGAUUCAGUACCGAUUGCUGUUUCCUGUAUGGGGUGUUUAAUGGUUAUGAUGGGAGCCGAGUCGCCAAUUUCGUGUCUCAGUAUCUCACUGCAGAGCUUCUACUGGGCCAGCUUAACUCCAACCACUCUGACGCAGACGUCCGUCGCAUCCUCACACAGGCUUUUGAUGUAGUGGAGAAGAGUUACUUUGAGACCAUCGAUGACGCACUGGCAGAAAAGGCCAAUCUUCAAGCACAACUCCCAGAGGGAGCGAUGUUUCACCAGCUGUCUCAGAAUCAGAAGAUUGCAGAGAGGCUGAAGACUCUGGAGCAGGAGGUGUCUGGAGGAGCCACGGCUGUCGUCGCUCUCAUUCUCAACAACAAGCUGUACAUCGCUAAUGUGGGCACCAACCGAGCUCUGCUGUGCAAGCAAACCAGUGACCGUCAGAACCAGGUGAUUCAGAUCGGGCGAGCCCACACAACUGAUAACGAAGACGAGCUGGCCAGACUGGCUCAGUUAGGCCUGGACCCAAAUCGGCUCAGACAGACGGGGACAAUCGCAGGUCAGAGCAGUCUGAGGCGGAUCGGAGACUACAAGGUGAAAUUCAACUACACGGACAUUGAUGUCCUGAGUGCGGCCAAGAGCAAGCCGAUCAUCGCAGAGCCCGAGAUUCACGGCGGCCAGUCACUGGAUGGAGUCGCAGGCUUCCUGUUACUGAUGUCAGAGGGGCUCAUUAAGGCCCUCGAGGCAGCCCAUGGACCUGAGCAGGCCAAUCAGGAGAUGGUUGCCAUGGUGGCAGCGGAGUUGACCCAGCAGGGCAACGUGGAGGCGGCGGCCCAGUCAGUGGUGGAGCGCGUGAAGCGGCUUCAUUAUGACGCCUACUCCAAACAGAGAGCGGUGCAGUGUUCACGCCACGAGGACAUGACCCUGCUCAUUCGCACCAUUAAUUGCCCUCUGUCAGACGGCUCACUAACUCCAACGCAAGGUGGGCGGAUCUACCCGGUGUCUGUGCCCUAUUCAAACAACCAGAGCACCAGUAAGACGAGCGUGACCCUCUCUUUGGUCAUGCCGGCCCAGGGCACGCUCACCAACGGGACCAACACGGCUUCCACGCUGGAAGGAGGCACCCCCACGUCUGGGCAAAGUCCAACAGCGACGCUACAGUCCACCAACACACACACGCAGAGCUCCAGCUCCAGCUCGGGCGACGGCAGCCUCUUCAGACGCGCCAGCCAGGCAGCACAACCGGACGAGACGGGCCGCGUGCCACCCUACGUCGACUUUACCCAGUUCUAUCAGAUGUGGGGCACAGAGCACAGCGAGGGAACAAGAGGGCCGGGACCUCAGUGAGGGAUAAAUCGAGAACGAGGCAGCUUCGCAGAGUACCGACAUGUACAAUGGAUUGUAAUGGCAUGCAGUUACACCGAGUGCCAAUUUGCUGCCUUCUGUAAGGACUUUAUUAAGGCCAAAGUGUUUAAUAGCCUCAUUCUCCAGGUAAUAGCCCGGAUUCGCAGCAUUUGGUGCAGGAGCAUUGUUGAAUUACAGGUCAGUUUUCUUUGGGUGAAAAUAUUAUUAUUAUUAUUCAUGAUCUGACAUGACUUUUUUUUUUUUUUUUAAACUUAUAGCUUAACCCUGCUGAUCAAAGCCAAUCAGAUCAAAUUUCCAAAAAAAAAACCAGACCAUGAUGAUAUUGUUGAAGUUAGAGAGGAUAUCAAGAAAUGCAUCAUGUGACGACCAAGGAAACAACAUUUUAUUAUCCUUCGUUAUAAACCGUAGUGCAGCAUGAUGGCAACAAUAUCGCACCACGAUUCUUCGUUCUUUCUCUCAAGUUGUCAGGGAAAGCAGUCGGGCUGUAUUACAGCUUUUUUAAAGUAUCACAAAAGUGAACUGUCGGUGGCAUCAGAAAUAUCCAAACGCAUGGAACAUAACACUCGGAUAUUGGAACGGAACAGCAGAAUUACUCCAUGUCACACUCGUGACGUACGCAACGUUCUGACAAAGCGUAUCGUAUUGUUACUGGAAACCUGCAGACUGAUAUCACACGCUGAGUUGUGUUCUUUGACAGACUCCUAAUAGCUGACCAUCCAAAAGAGUUUUUUUUUUCCUUUUUUGAAGAUGACGUACGCGGUCAGGCCUCACCACUCAACCCUCCUCCUUCCCCCGCAGAUAUCAAGGGACCCAUUUUCCAGCUAUUACCUUUCUGAAGAGACUGCUAUUAUGCAAAAUCAGUUUGUCAUUAAGUAAUUGUGAUGAGUCAUUUCAUGGAAGGCUGAAUAUCAGUGAAGUACUCGAGGGUAUUUCUAAAUACACUUAUUACAAGACUUUUUUAAUAACAAGCGUUACGUCUGAAACGCCACGUUAAUCCUCCCCUUUUCACUCCUUUCUUCAUUAAAGUCGGGUAUCUGGGUCAGAAUGAACGAGUGGACGUUGGAGAGAGAUUUCCUGUACACUUGUUUUUUUCUCCCCCCCCAAAGGAAGAUGUUUGGUUUUGCCACCUUUGUGUUUAUAUAUCAUGUUUUGAUCAUACUUUAUUAUGGAAGCCAAGAGAGGUCCUUCAUAUAAUCCUUUUUUUAAUUCACCUUGUUAUUCCGAGAUAACGACAUAAUUAAUUCAGGAUGUCGAGAAAACAACACAACUAAUUCGAGAUCUCGAGAAAACAAAACUGUUAUUCUGAGAUAACGACAUAAUUAAUUCAGGAUCUCGAGAAAACAUCACAACUAAUUCGAGAUCUCGAGAAAACAAAACCGUUAUUCAGAGAUAACGACAUAAUUAAUUCGGGAUCUCGAGAAAACACAACUAAUUCGAGAUCUCGAGAAAACAAAACCGUUAUUCCGAGAUAACGACAUAAUUAAUUUGGGAUCUCGAGAAAACAACACAACUAAUUCGAGAUCUCGAGAAAACAAAACCGUUAUUCCGAGAUAACGACAUAAUUAAUUCGGGAUCUCGAGAAAACAAUACAACUAAUUCGAGAUCUCGAGAAAACAAAACCGUUAUUCCGAGAUAACGACAUAAUUAAUUCGGGAUCUCGAGAAAACAACACAACUAAUUCGAGAUCUCGAGAAAACAAAACCGUUAUUCCGAGAUAAUGACAUAAUUAAUUCAGGAUGUCGAGAAAACAACACAACUAAUGCGAGAUCUCGAGAAAACAAAACCGUUAUUCCGAGAUAACGACAUAAUUAAUUCGGGAUCUCGAGAAAACAACACAACUAAUUCGAGCUCUCGAGAAAACAAAACCGUUAUUCCGAGAUAACGACAUAAUUAAUUCAGGAUCUCGAGAAAACAACACAACUAAUUCGAGAUCUCGAGAAAACAAAACCGUUAUUCCAAGAUAACGACAUAAUUAAUUCGGGAUCUCGAGAAAACAACACAACUAAUUCGAGAUCUCGAGAAAACAAAACCGUUAUUCCGAGAUAACGACAUAAUUAAUUCGGGAUCUCGAGAAAACAACACAACUAAUUCGAGUUCUCGAGAAAACAAAACCGUUAUUCCGAGAUAACGACAUAAUUAAUUCGGGAUCUCGAGAAAACAAUACAACUAAUUCGAGAUCUCGAGAAAACAAAACCGUUAUUCCGAGAUAACGACAUAAUUAAUUCAGGAUGUCGAGAAAACAACACAACUAAUGCGAGAUCUCGAGAAAACAAAACCGUUAUUCCGAGAUAACGACAUAAUUAAUUCGGGAUCUCGAGAAAACAACACAACUAAUUCGAGCUCUCGAGAAAACAAAACUGUUAUUCCGAGAUAACGACAUAAUUAAUUCAGGAUCUCGAGAAAACAACACAACUAAUUCGAGAUCUCGAGAAAACAAAACCGUUAUUCCGAGAUAACGACAUAAUUAAUUCAGGAUGUCGAGAAAACAACACAACUAAUUAGAGAUCUCGAGAAAACAAAACCGUUAUUCCGAGAUAACGACAUAAUUAAUUCGGGAUCUCGAGAAAACAACACAACUAAUUAGAGAUCUCGAGAAAACAAAACCGUUAUUCCGAGAUAACGACAUAAUUAAUUCAGGAUGUCAAGAAAACAACACAACUAAUUCGAGAUCUCGAGAAAACAAAACUGUUAUUCCGAGAUAACGACAUAAUUAAUUCGGGAUCUCGAGAAAACAACACAACUAAUUCGAGAUCUCGAGAAAACAAAACCGUUAUUCCGAGAUAACGACAUAAUUAAUUCAGGAUGUCAAGAAAACAACACAACUAAUGCGAGAUCUCGAGAAAACAAAACCGUUAUUCCGAGAUAACGACAUAAUUAAUUCGGGAUCUCGAGAAAACAACACAACUAAUUCGAGCUCUCGAGAAAACAAAACUGUUAUUCCGAGAUAACGACAUAAUUAAUUCAGGAUCUCGAGAAAACAACACAACUAAUUCGAGAUCUCGAGAAAACAAAACCGUUAUUCCGAGAUAACGACAUAAUUAAUUCAGGAUGUCGAGAAAACAACACAACUAAUUAGAGAUCUCGAGAAAACAAAACCGUUAUUCCGAGAUAACGACAUAAUUAAUUCGGGAUCUCGAGAAAACAACACAACUAAUUAGAGAUCUCGAGAAAACAAAACCGUUAUUCCGAGAUAACGACAUAAUUAAUUCAGGAUGUCAAGAAAACAACACAACUAAUUCGAGAUCUCGAGAAAACAAAACUGUUAUUCCGAGAUAACGACAUAAUUAAUUCGGGAUCUCGAGAAAACAACACAACUAAUUCGAGAUCUCGAGAAAACAAAACCGUUAUUCCGAGAUAACGACAUAAUUAAUUCAGGAUGUCAAGAAAACAACACAACUAAUUCGAGAUCUCGAGAAAACAAAACCGUUAUUCCGAGAUAACGACAUAAUUAAUUCAGGAUGUCAAGAAAACAACACAACUAAUUCGAGAUCUCGAGAAAACAAAACCGUUAAUCCGAGAUAACGACAUAAUUAAUUCGGGAUCUCGAGAAAACAAUACAACUAAUUCGAGAUCUCGAGAAAACAAAACCGUUAUUCCGAGAUAACGACAUAAUUAAUUCAGGAUGUCGAGAAAACAACACAACUAAUGCGAGAUCUCGAGAAAACAAAACCGUUAUUCCGAGAUAAUGACAUAAUUAAUUCGGGAUCUCGAGAAAACAACACAACUAAUUCGAGAUCUCGAGAAAACAAAACAAUUUCAUGAUCUCGAGAAAACAGCUGAGAUUUCUGGCAGAGCUGAGACGAAGCCGGGCCAGUCUUCUGCGGAGGUGCCACGGACUAAUUUUGAAAUUAUCCCUUAUUAAAAGACUUAAUGCAAUCUCUCCCUGUGUCAACCCCUGAUCAAAAUAUUGCCUUAUUAGGUGAUCGAUUAUUCCAGACAUUCUAAUGACCAAAGUUGCGUCUAUACAGAAUGAGAAAUAGCCCCAAAGUCAGCAUAUCACAAGUCUCUUGGCGCACCUGAAUGCACCAUUUCUCAGCUGUUUACUCGAGAUCAUGAAAUAAUUGUUUUGUUUUCUCGAGAUCUCGAAUUAGUUGUGUUGUUUUCUCGACAUCCUGAAUUAAUUAUGUCGUUAUCUCGGGAUAACAAGGUGAAUAAAAAAAAAAAGGAUUAUACGAAGGGCCUCUCUCGGCUUCCGUACUUUAUUGUACAGUGUCGCAAAUACUUUGUAUUUAAUAGGUUAGUACAUGGUAAUAUUCAAGAUUGAACUGCAUACUAACUUGUAUUUCAAGGGAAAAAAACCACCUGCUUGGUUUGUUCAGCAUUACCUUGCGCUGUGGUGCAAUAAAACAAGUAUGUAAGAUACGAAUCGUAUUUUUUCCAUUCUUCAGCUGUCCAGUUUCAGUGACCGUGUGCUCAUUGUAGCUCCCGGUUCCUGUUAUUAACAGACAAAACGGAUCCUCUGACGUUGUAGCCCAUCCUCCUAAAGGUUCAAUAUGUUCUGAGAUGCUUUUCUUCUCACUGUGGUUGUAAAGAGUGGUUAUUUGAGGUUCCGUAACUUUCCUGUCAGCUCAAACCAGUCAAGCAAAUUUCCGUGACCUUGGUGGGGGGUUUGUUUGUUUUUCACGCUGUUGCUUGUGAAAUUACAAGACCGGUGGUUUAUGAAAAAUUUCCAACAGCUGGCCACCGAUCACAUUUUCCCACAUUCUGAUGUUUGAUUUCAACAUGAACUGAAGCUCUUGGCUUAUAGUUAUAAAGUCCUAAUAGAUAUAAAAUAUAGACCGAGGCAUCAGGUAUUGCCUGGAAGUGCAACAAAAUCUUCUGGACAAACAUGAAAAUGUAUGCACUUUUAAAAAUUAUGCUAUGUACCUGUACCAGGAAUUAUAUUUAACGACCACGUACUCACCUAUUAAAUACAAGGGUUGUAGUAUACUGGAAAAUAAACUGCUUCUGUACUGAUAGUUUUAUGUAUUUUGUGUGUGAUGUCUGUUUAACUGAGUUUCUAGUGCCUUGCUGAAAUAAAUCUUAAA